CCUGCACCGGGCGGAGUGUGCGUUCAGCCUGCUCUCGGGCGGGGUAGACUUGAGCGUAACGGAGCUGUGAAGCCGGGAGCGGUUCCACGCCCCCCCGCCCGUCUCCCCGCCCUCCGGAUUUCGUUUAAGACCUCUCCCAGUCCUCCGGGACUAAGUCUGGUUUAGACCGGGUCGCUGGAAGGGCGGCGUGACGUUCCCGAGUGGGGAGAGAGGACGCUUAACUCCUUAGCCUCUAAUGCCUCCCGCGUGCGCGCCGUCCCCUUCCUCCGCCGAGCCGUCAGGACUCGCACAGCCCAGGCCCUGGCUCACUAGCCAGCUUUCUUUUCCUGUCUCUGAACCUCUGCGGGUCCCUGGCAGGACUUCGGGUCCCUCCUGCUGCGAGCAGCUGAGGGUUAAGGGGGCGGGGCCGCCGCAUUUUUGGGGAGUGAGCGCAUCCUAGCGGCUGCCAGGAGGGGCGCGGGGCCGGGACCCAGCCGAGCCCCUGAGCAGGGGCAACAGGUGUUCGGGAGAUUAAGGAUCCAAGUCUCGUUCCUUGGGCGCCUCUUACAGCUAGCUGAUCCCCGGUGAAAGGCGGCUGAGCGGGGUCCACGAGUGCUCGGAGACGAGUGAAGUGAAGAGAAGAAAGAAGUCAGCUUGGCUGGAAGAGGCAUCUGUGUGCAUGGGAUGGGGACGCCGGGGGAGGGGCUGGGUCGCUGUUCCCAUGCCCUGAUCCGGGGAGUCUCCGAGAGCUUGGCAUCCGGGGAAGGUGCGGGGGCUGGCCUUCCGGCUCUGGACCUGGCGAAAGCUCAAAGGGAGCAUGGAGUCCUAGGAGGGAAACUGAGGCAGCGGCUGGGGCUGCAGCUGCUGGAACUGCCUCCUGAGGAGUGCCUGCCGCUGGGACCGCUGCUCGGCGACACGGCGGUGAUCCAAGGAGACACAGCCCUCAUCACGCGGCCCUGGAGCCCGGCGCGCAGGCCCGAGAUUGAUGGAGUCCGCAAAGCCCUCCAGGACUUGGGGCUCCGAAUCGUGGAGGUGGCGGACGAGAACGCGACGCUGGACGGCACCGACGUGCUCUUCACGGGCCGGGAGUUUUUCGUAGGCCUCUCCAAGUGGACCAAUCACCGAGGAGCCGAGAUCGUGGCCGACACGUUCCGGGACUUCGCCGUGUCCACGGUGCCCGUCUCCGGCACCUCGCACCUGCGCGGCCUCUGCGGCAUGGGGGGGCCUCGCACGGUGGUGGCUGGAAGCAGCGACGCGGCCCAAAAGGCGGUCCGGGCAAUGGCGGUGCUGACGGAUCACCCCUACGCCUCCCUGACCCUCCCAGACGACGCGGCUGCCGACUGUCUCUUUCUGCGACCCGGGUCGCCGGGCUGCACUCCUUUCCUCCUGCACCGCGGAGGUGGAGACCUGCCCGACAGCCAGGAGGCUCUGCAGAAGCUGUCUGACGUCACCCUGGUACCCGUGUCCUGCUCAGAACUGGAGAAGGCUGGCGCUGGCCUCAGCUCCCUCUGCCUGGUGCUCAGCACACGCCCUCACAGCUGAGGGCCUGGGCUUGGGGCUCCCACUGGCUGGGAAGGGGGUAGAGUUAGGUAACAGAGGAUGAGAAGUAGGUCGUAGUUUGGAGAUGCCCCAGGAUAGGGAAGGACUCAGAAUGGGACAGGGGUAGGAGCCACUGGGUGAGUCCUGUCAAACCAAUAAAAUAAACUUGGGCUUUCAGAUA
This is a messenger RNA of Psammomys obesus (fat sand rat), 1699 nucleotides long. RefSeq names its product dimethylarginine dimethylaminohydrolase 2 (gene Ddah2). The transcript is spliced from 7 exons. NCBI's taxonomy places the organism in Eukaryota, Metazoa, Chordata, Mammalia, Rodentia, Muridae. Gene Ontology annotation, molecular function: amino acid binding; dimethylargininase activity. The coding region runs from base 664 to 1521 and encodes 285 amino acids. The record is from RefSeq and is a predicted model, not a curated record. Gene Ontology annotation, biological process: positive regulation of nitric oxide biosynthetic process; arginine metabolic process.